CGGGGCGUAGCACGGCCCGUCUCUUUGCGGACUAAGAUGGCGGUGGCGGCGGCGGCCGCCCUGCGGAGCGGCUACCGGGCUGCGGGGCGCCUGAUCUGUGUUUGCCAUACUAGAUCGUAUAGCAGUGUUUGCUUUCUGAAGUCAAAAUACGUGUACGCAUUUGACAAAUCUGCCUUUAAGUUUAAUCAUCAACACAGAUUGUUCAGAACAUCUGCUAUUUCAAAGGGCCAAAUUGUCCAAUUUAAGCUUUCUGAUAUUGGAGAAGGGAUUACAGAGGUAACUGUGAAAGAAUGGUAUGUAAAAGAAGGUGAUAGCGUAUCUCAGUUUGAUAGCAUCUGUGAAGUACAAAGUGACAAAGCUUCAGUUACUAUCACCAGUCGUUAUGAUGGAAUUAUUAGAAAACUCUAUUAUAAUCUAGAUGAAAUUGCUUAUGUUGGAAAACCAUUAGUGGACAUAGAAACUGAUGUCUUAAAAGAUGUAGCGCCAGAAGAGGAUGUUGUUGAAACACCUGCUGUAUCUCAUGAAGAACACACACAUCAAGAAAUAAAGGGACAUAAAACCCUAGCAACCCCUGCAGUUCGCCGUCUUGCCAUGGAAAAUAAUAUUAAACUGAGUGAAGUUGUUGGAACAGGGAAAGAUAACCGAAUCCUUAAAGAAGACAUUCUCAAUUAUUUGGCCAAGCAGACAGGAGCUAUUUUACCUCCAUCGCCAAAAUCUGAGAUUAUCCCACCAUUACCAAAAUUAGAGACUGCACCAGCUGCUCCAAAGGAUAAAGCACAUAGAAUUCCUGUACCUAUUUCAAAACCCACUGUGUUUACAGGAAAAGAUAAAACUGAGCCCAUAACAGGAUUUCACAAGGCGAUGGUGAAGACCAUGAGUGCUGCUUUGAAGAUUCCUCACUUUGGUUAUUGUGAUGAGAUUGAGUUGAAUCAACUUGUGCAGUUGAGAGAAGAGUUGAAACCUCUAGCGCAAGCUCGUGGAGUUAAACUCUCCUUUAUGCCUUUCUUCUUAAAGGCAGCUUCUCUGGCCUUAUUGCAUUAUCCUGUUCUUAACACUUCUGUGGAUGAAAACUGUCAAAAUAUCACGUACAAGGCUUCUCACAAUAUUGGAAUUGCUAUGGAUACAGAACAAGGCUUGAUUGUUCCUAAUGUGAAAAGUGUGCAGGUCCGUAGUGUGUUUGAGAUUGCCUCUGAAUUAAAUCGCCUACAGUCCUUGGGUUCUUCAGGCCAACUGGGAACAAAUGACCUCACUGGGGGAACAUUCACUCUCUCAAAUAUUGGCACAAUUGGCGGUACUUAUGCUAAACCAGUGAUACUACCUCCUGAAGUCGCUAUUGGAGCUCUUGGGAAGAUACAGGCCCUGCCUCGAUUUAAUGGGAAAGGUGAAGUAUUUAAAGCACAGAUAAUGAACGUGAGCUGGUCGGCUGAUCAUCGUAUUAUUGAUGGAGCUACAAUGGCCCGUUUUUCUAAUUUAUGGAAAUCCUAUUUGGAGAACCCUGCUUCCAUGCUGCUAGAUCUUAAAUAAAGAAAACUAAUGACAUAAUGUGUCUUUAAACUUUGGGGAUUGAAAUGAACAUUAUCAGAGCUAGCUAUGCUAGCAUAUGUCCUUUGCUACUUCUCAUACUGUGUGAUUAUGUUACAUGGUUGAAAGGUUUCAAACACCUAUGUCAAUCUAUCAGUAACCUGUUACAUACUUUUUAAUCUAAUUGAGUAGUGCUGCAAGUUACUCUACAUCAGACUGUCAAACUGAAUAGGUCUUGGUGUGCCUUUUAAAUAUGGUGGUGGGAAGUUAUGAAUGUCAACUCUGAUUCUAUGUGCUGACUUGUGCUGAACUGACAUUAUCAACUGACAAUUUUCUAUACAUCUGCAGUACUUUUAAACUGCAUAGAAAGGAAAUAGUUACAAUUAUUCCUGGGUAGAUAUGAGUUUAUUUUAACAAAGUGAAUGGAGUAUCACCAAGUUCCUAAAAGAAAUUAUGCAAAAAUUAAUAUGCAAAUAAAAUGCCUUUAUGCUCCCAUUUAGAUGUCCAAUAAACUUUUUUUAAUGGUGCUAGCUUUUCCUUUCUUCAUCUUUCUUUAACUGUCUUGUACUUGGGGGGUUCUUAGCUCAGGUACUCUAUAUCCAGUGGCAAGGGACUUGUCAACAUCCUUAAUGAUUGGCUUAGUGCACAGUCUGAAAAUAUUUACUGGCGUCCAACUGCUCUCUUUAGAACUUUUUUUCUUUUUUUUUUCUUUUUAUAGCACACUCCUAUGGGUUGAAAGUAUUUACAGUUGCUUAAAUACUCCUCUUACUAGAAAUUUUUCUUUUGAGAAGCCACUGCCUAUGAAAGGCUGUCAUGAUUAAGUAUCCUAUUAGUUAGGUUAUGGUAGUAAUCAUAAACAAUGUGACAAGUGUACACUAAAAGGCUGUCAUGACUUUGCCAAUAACUGUUUGUGGUUAGGUACCAUGGUGUGAGAGACUGAUGUGAUAUGGAAGCAGAAUUAAUGUUAAUAGAACACUCUGGCUUAAAUUAAUCAUCUCUAAAUUCAGAUAUAAAUAAUACAGUAGAUAAGGUUCACUUCCAGAACAGAGAGCAAACAAAAAGGCUGUUGAAGAUGGGAAGCACUUAUUGGGAAAUGAGGUACAAAGGCAACUGUUCUGCAUACAGACUUUUCAGAGAACUUGAAGUUGCCAGAAUAAUGCAGGAAAAAGUCAUGCAAACAACAGUAUUAAUUUGAGGGACAAAAAUGGAGAUUUUAUAAGAGAUUCAUCUCUUUUCUGGAGGAUAAAUAGUGGCUAAAUAUCCUUGCAGCUGAGGUCCCAAAUUGGUAGACCAAAGUUACCUGUAAGCAAGGGAUCCUAAGAAGCAAGGGAGUAUGGUGCAAGGUGCAUGAAACCAGAGGCAGAAUCUCUGGUGUACUAGCAUAACUAGGACAGGAUGAUGAGGAUGGGGAGUGGAAGGGAGAAUGGAAAAAAACCACUGCUGCCACAACCUCACAAUUUUGCUGGUGGCACAGUGGCAUCAGAAGUUACCAAUGCACCCAUGUAUUGCGGCUGCCCUGGGUACCCCACUACAUUGUUAUGCUUCUGCUCUGGUGUCUGAUUGCCAAGAGUCAUCAGAGUGAAAUUAAGUGGUGAAGAAAGGAUAUAAAUUCAAGAAUUGUAAACUACUACUCAUUUUAUGUAGGUUAGCUUAAGCAUAUUUUGUCUUAAAAUCUGUAAAUUAUCUAUUCUGAUUUUUCUGUUCUUAAUAAAAUUUGUCUAAAACCACAAA
This is a messenger RNA of Alligator mississippiensis (American alligator), 3252 nucleotides long. It is a transcript of the gene DBT, whose product is annotated as dihydrolipoamide branched chain transacylase E2. Lineage: Eukaryota; Metazoa; Chordata; Crocodylia; Alligatoridae. Gene Ontology annotation, cellular component: cytoplasm; mitochondrion. The transcript has 11 exons. The coding region runs from base 37 to 1524 and encodes 495 amino acids. Gene Ontology annotation, molecular function: acetyltransferase activity; lipoic acid binding. The record is from RefSeq and is a predicted model, not a curated record.